Molecule: messenger RNA, 4458 nt
Organism: Aspergillus oryzae RIB40
Lineage: Eukaryota; Fungi; Ascomycota; Eurotiomycetes; Eurotiales; Aspergillaceae
Biological process (GO): double-strand break repair via homologous recombination
Cellular component (GO): chromosome; cytoplasm
Molecular function (GO): ATP binding; 3'-5' DNA helicase activity; four-way junction helicase activity
Source: RefSeq, a predicted model, not a curated record
AUGCGCAAUCACUGGCGGACGGUCCACGGAUGGUCCCAGCAUGCCCGAGGGGGCCGAACCACGCGGGAGCAGCGACAAUCCCAGGAAGCAGAGCUGCGGCGGUCGUAUAUGAUUGUGACAUGUCAGCAGAUAUUCCCGUCGCGGAGAGGAUCCCAUUAUAUCCAUAUCCGUGGGGGCCAGCAGAAAGAACCGUACAUUCCCGUGCGCACGGAGCAGGUGAACCAGGCGAUCCAGCAGGUUACCGCAGCGUGGGAGGCAAUGAAGACCCAGACUGGACCCAGUGGGACCGGGGAGAUCCACGAUGCCAAUUCGUGGCUGCGGGUGACCGGAUGGACCCGGUAUUUGCAGGAGUUUACCACCCCCAGUGAUUUUGAUGCAUUGCGCGCCAUGGUGGCCACCCCGUUACCCGACGCGGACGACCCCGUGGAGCAGGGUGUGUGGCGUAUGUGGGUAGCUAUGGAAGGCGUGGUGCGCAAGAGCCAGUGGACGGUGCAGCAUACCGGACAAGCCAUUCGGAUUGAAGCGGUGCGGUCCGCGAAGGGCCAGACACCAUACCGUCCAUUGCUGGCAUAUAUGGAUCCAGACAGCGUGGUCAAACACAUGCAGCCAUGGCAGCAGAUAUUGGCAUUCAUCGCCCGCACACAGGUCCCGCGCACCGAGAAGCAUCCGCCAUAUGGGAUGACGCCGCGGCAGCGGAAAAAAUGGCGUCAACUGUGGCAGAUGGCCACCGCCCAUUCCCCCACGGCAGAGAAUGACAAAGAGGAUUCCGGGGAGGAUGAUCCCGAGCCACCGCAGUGGAGGAUGAGUGACAUGGAGCGGGCGUGUUUGGAGUUUUGCAUCGAGCUGAUGAACCAGACAUACCACGCCCAGGAGUACGAGAGUGUGCUGAUAUGCGCCAUGGCCGUGUUGGGCCGGGGGGAGUUUGGAUGGCGGGAUCCCGAGAGUUAUCCACCGAUUUUGUCCCGGGUGAUCAAGAUUGCCCGGUUUAUGAUCGUCCAGAAGGCAUUGUGCGCCGCGGCCAUGGACGAUAUCGAGGCCGAUUCCGCGUACGGCAGCGGGGUGGAGGAUGAACCCCCAUCAUCCCCACCGACAUCGCCCAUGCGAAAUGGGGAUCCCGCAUCCCGGAUCCCGUGGAGCCAGACCCCGUCCCGCAAGACAUUCCAGGAGCAGGUGACGUGGAUGGUCAGCCAGUUGAUGGUCCGCGGCACCCAUACCCCGAUGGAGACAUUGCAGGAUUGGCGGACGUACGGGUUGCGCAUCCAUUACAACACCACGACCCCCGGGCAUGUGACGUGGAUGCAUCCGGACCGAUUGUUGUACAAACACAUGCAGUUCACCAUGGGCGAUUUCCGGGGAUUCGUGCAUGGAUUGACUGGGGUCACCCGGCAGAUAUUGUGCCAGGAGUUGAUGUUUGGGAAGACGCCCGCCAUCCCGUGGCAUGCAUUGUACGACGACCCCACGCAGGGCGCCGUGGGAUGGAGCUUUUUGCGCGAUCAGCGCACAGCAUGGCCGGUGGAGGGCGCACAGUGGAUCAUGGAGCGGGUGCGGGCCGAGCCCGACGUGCAGGCGCAUUUUAUCCACCGGCGCCAGCCCACCCAGUUCCAGCCGCGGUUGGUGAUGCAGUAUUUGCAGCGGGUGGCCCGAUUCAAGGAGAAAUUGGCCGUGCUGGUGCAUGUUGUGGGCGGGCAGCCGAGCCGGGCGCCCGAGUUGCUGAGCUUGCAGUAUAUUAACACGGAGACCAACCAGCGGCGCAAUAUAUUUAUUGAGGAUGGGAUGGUGACAUUGGUAUCCGCGUAUCACAAGGGGUUUUACGCCAGCAAUGAUGUCAAGGUCAUCAGUCGGUAUGUGCCGCGGGAAGUCGGUGAGCUGAUCAUAUGGUAUUUGUGGUUGGUAUUGCCGUUUGUGCAGCAAUUAGAGGCGUGGCACCGUUGCCCGGCCGGUGAAUCAUCCGAGCCCCCGUCGGGACCAACCAUCCCCCCAACCACAUCACCGUCCAAGCCGCCACCGGCGUCCACGUCGCCGUACAUUUGGGGCCCCGACCCCGGCACGCAGCGCGAGUGGAAAUCCGAACGGUUCCGCGAGGUGUUGAAGCGCGAGACCAAGAUGCGGUUGCAGUAUGCCGUCAAUAUCCAGGCGUACCGCGAGAUUGCGAUUGGGAUCAGCCGGCGGUGGAUGCGGCCCAGCAGCGCGUUCCCCAGCAAUGUGCAGGAGGAGAAGGCCCCCGAGGUGCCCCCCGAGUGCGACAUGGACGAGGACCAGUGGAUGGAGGCCAUCGCGGACGAGCAGGCCACGCAUUCCCCCCACACGGCCGGCAUGAUAUACGCGCGGGACAUCAUGGAGCAGCCCGGGACCACGGCGCGGCGCCGGGCCAUGUUCCGGUUGUCCAGCACGGAUUGGCAUCGGUUUUUAGGGUUUGCCGCGGACGGGGCCCCCGUCGAGGCCGCGGGCAAACGGAAGCGGUCCCCGUGGGAGGACGAGGCCGAGCAGGGCCGGGUGAUGCGGCGGCACCGGUUGAACACCAUGGAUAUGACGUCGGCAUUGCAGCAGAUGACCGGUCAGGCGGCCAUCCAGUUCCGGGGGGUGCAGGCCCCGGCGUUGCGGGCCAUCCAGGACGGCGAGAGCCCGGUGGUGGCGGUGAUGCCCACCGGGGGCGGCAAGAGCAUGUUGUUCAUGUUGCCCACAUUCGCGGAGCCCAGCGGGACCACGAUUGUGGUGGUGCCGCUGAUUUCAUUACGCGGCGAUAUGAUGCGACGAUGCCAGGGAUUGGGUAUAGCAUGUGUGUCAUGGGAGAGCCGUCGGCCGCCCGAUGACGCCACGAUUGUGUUGGUCACGCCCGAGUCCGCCGUCACGGACGAUUUCCACACGUUCAUCAACCGAUUGCAGCAGACGCGGCGGUUGGACCGCAUCGUGAUCGAUGAAUGCCAUGUGGUGUUGCAUGACCAGCGGGAUUUCCGGCCGGAGUUGCGGCAGUUGGGGCGAUUGAACCACGCGCGGACGCAGAUGGUGUUGUUAACAGCCACGUUGCCCCCCACGUUGGAGCCGUCAUUGUUGCAGCGGAUGGAGUACCAGACCGAUCAGGUCCGUGUGUUGCGGGAUCGUACCGGCCGUCCCAACGUAGCAUACCGUCGUGUCCCCGGUGGAUUGAUGUGGUUUACCCGCGCGCCCGUACUGGCAUUUAUCCGGGAGCGAAUCCAGCGGGCGGGACGUGGUAAGGUGAUUAUUUAUGCGAAUGCUAUUCGGCAGGUGAGGGAAUUGGCCCAGAUAUUACAGUGCGAGGCGUAUUACAGCCAGCAGAUUGACAAGCCAUCGAUUUUACAACGAUUCACGCAGGGUCAGACGCAGGUGAUCACGGCCACAAGUGCGUUGGGGAUGGGGGUCGAUAUUCCCGAUAUCCGAUGUAUUAUCCAUAUUGGGAUCCCGCGGACAUUGUUGGAUUACGCGCAGGAAAGCGGGCGGGCCGGACGGGACGGGCAGCCCAGCGAGGCGAUUAUCAUUCAACCAGAUGGGCCAGUGGAGGGGGACGAGCCGGUGCAGGAUUACAUGGACGUGGUUCCGGGGGUGGGAUGCCGCCGAUAUGUAUUAGAUGGGUAUUUGGAUGGGCCCGUGGAUGGGUACGAGCGACGAUAUUGCCGGGAUGAGAACGCGGAGGAGAUGCGGUGUAAUGGAUGCAAUCCCAAUUGGCAGUUACCAUCCAGUUCAGGUUGUUCCGCUCAUGCAGACUGUACAGACCAUUCAGACCGUGCACACCGUGCACACCGUGCAGGCCAUUCAGAUAAUCGUGGUCCCCGUGCAAAUCCCCGUCCCAGUACCCCGGAGGAUUCCCGUGAUUCCCCCCGCAACGGAUCGAUUGUAUCCCAGGCCCCGUUAGUUCCCAUUGGCGAACGGCAGCGGCAGCGGGUGCAGGCCCAACGGCAGGCGGCCCCCGAUAUACAGCAGCGGAUACAGGAUGCCGAGCAGUGGCUGGACGAGGAGCUGGUCGAGCAGGAUACCCCCCAGUGGCGGCGGACAUGUUAUAUUUGUACAAUACAGGGCCAUGGAUGGAACGAGUAUGAUUUGUAUUCAUGUCGCAGUCUGGCCAGCCGGGCGGCGCGGGACUGGAUGUUGUUUAUACGAUCCCUGAAGAUCCAGUAUCCGCCGUACAGCGCAUGCUGGGGGUGUGGAAUGCCGCAGAGUAUGUGCCCCCGAUGGAAAACACGGGAUUGGACGAACUGCGAAUAUCGCGAUGUGAUAAUUCCGAUGGUGGCAGCAAUGUUGUACGGGCCGUGGGCGUCCCGGGUACAGCCAUUGUGGGCGCGCCGGUUGCAAGGAUUUGGGGUCGACUGGCAGGAUUUACCGCAGGUGAAACGGUUUUUUGGACAGGCCACAGCCGGGGCCAAGGGCCAGCACAGUCAUUUAUUUGCGUCGUUUUGCUGGUUGCGGCGGAUAUAUAUUGAGCUCGAGCAGUGCCAGCGGGAUUAG